Messenger RNA from Abrus precatorius (Indian licorice), 2153 nucleotides. RefSeq names its product zinc finger protein ZAT10-like. Gene Ontology annotation, biological process: response to stress. The coding region runs from base 131 to 841 and encodes 236 amino acids. The transcript has a single exon. The record is from RefSeq and is a predicted model, not a curated record. Gene Ontology annotation, molecular function: DNA-binding transcription factor activity. NCBI's taxonomy places the organism in Eukaryota, Viridiplantae, Streptophyta, Magnoliopsida, Fabales, Fabaceae.
CACGCAACUUCCCUCAAUUGUUCACCUUCACUGUAUAUAUAAACCCACCACACCCCAGCCUUCACUCACACUUCACCUCCAAACACAAACACAAACACAAACACACUCUCUCUUCUCUUUCACGCAACAAAUGGCUUUGGAAGCUCUCAAAUCACCCACCACACCUACACCUUCCUUUACUCCCUUUGAAGAACCCAAUCUCAGCUACCUAGAAGCACCGUGGGCCAAGCGAAAGCGCUCUAAGCGUCCCCGCAUGGACCCUCCCUGCACUGAAGAAGAGUACUUAGCUCUCUGUCUCAUCAUGCUCGCUCGCGGCGGCGCAGGCGGAGUCUCCACCGCCAAACCUGCUCUCUCCGAUAACGAGUCGGCGCCGCUACCCGCAGCCAAUCUCAGCUACAAAUGCUCUGUGUGCAACAAAGCCUUCUCCUCUUACCAAGCGCUGGGUGGACACAAGGCCAGUCACCGGAAAUUCGCCGGCGCCGCCGAGGAUCACUCGACCUCCUCAGCCGUGACUACCAGUUCUGCGUCGAACGGUGGUGGUAGGUCCCACGAGUGUUCGAUCUGCCACAAGUCGUUCCCCACAGGACAAGCCUUGGGAGGACACAAGCGUUGCCACUACGAAGGCGGUGGCGGUGGCAGCAGCGCCGUAACUGCCUCGGAAGGAGUGGGGUCCACCCACACAGGGAGCCACAGCCACCACCGUGAGUUCGAUCUGAACCUCCCAGCUUUUCCAGAUUUCUCAACAAGGUUCUUCGCAGACGACGAGGUUUCAAGCCCUCUACCAUCGAAGAAGCCUCGUCUUAAUUUGACCAUACCCAAGAUUGAAAUCCCUCAGUACUAAUCAGUAUCUCCUAGAAAAAAUUCAGCUUUCUUUUUUUAAUUAAAUUAUUCGAUAUUAAUUUGUUGCUGUACAUAUAUAGUGGUUGGAGCUUAUUCGCUAGUUUUAGAAUUUAUAUUGUACUUUGACAGUGGUAAUUUAAUUCAAUUCAAUUCAUUUAGUUAUGGGAAUGGAAUUAUCUAGAAUCGCAAUCAUGAAAUAGCAGAGCCGCGUGAUCGGUGUGGCAUAUCUUUCUGUGACGGUUUUUACUGUUGCUACAGGUCACACAAAAAAACAGCCACGGUCCCCCUUUCUACUAAAAAUAAACAUUUUUUAAUAAAAACUUUGAUGAUUAAGAUUGGGAAUGAAUAUUGAACAGUGAUUGAGUAGCUGGGCCUGGGUGGAUGACAUGGGAGGAACACGCCGGAUGUUUCGCGUUUGGUGUGAGGAUAAGAACGAAAGUUUCGGAUUUGGCCAUCUACUCGCUGUGAUGAUAAGGACACGUGGAAUUACUUAUCCUCACGUUGUUGUUAUUGUUGUUGUUUUGAAUUGUUAGAUUCAAGAAUGCCAACUAUUUUAAUUUUAUAGCAUUCUGGUUGUUGUGACACGUUAUUUAAUGGUCCUAAUUCAGAUGGCUCAAGGCCAGAGUUUUGGUCUGAUACGCUUUACAUACGCAUGAGCAUAAAUGAGUUUAAGCUGCCUUUAACAGGUGUAAGAUUUAGCUAGAAAAAGGCAAUUGGGUUCAUUGUAUUGUAAGUGUCAAUUAUUUACCAUACUUAUCUUAGUCUUCCUUUUCGCUCUCGCAAUUGCUAUGCCACAGUCACACGCGGUAUCCAACCUUAGAAUUGGUAAAUACUAAAAGAGAAGGCGUCUUUUAGUUGGUUAAGGAGGUGCCCAAUUUUAUACUCAAUUCUGGUGGUGUCGAAGAUUCGCAUUAAAUGAACCAUAUUCCUUGUAGGCUUUCAACUUUCAAGUAUCAACUCUAUGUACCUUCUCCCUUUCCGUGUUAGCGGAAAAAAACGUCCACGUUAAAUUAGUGUUCAUACUGGGAAUCUGGAAUGUUUUCCCUUUGGCAAUCAACUAACUCGUGCAUAACGCGUUAUUUGCAUGUUUUCUAAAUGCGGUUUCACACGAGCGUUAAGACAGUUUUUAUAUACUUCUCGAAUGAUCAUUUGUUUAUCAUGAAUUCAAUAUAUAGUAAAAUUUAUAUAUGAUAACAUGUUAAGUUCGUUGUUAACAAAUAAGUUUUAUUGUCACUUAGUGAUGUACUAUCGUAUAAUUUAUUGGAUUCGAUAUUUGAGCUCUCAGUUUCAUUGAAUAAUAUGUAUUCUACUAC